This is a messenger RNA of Motacilla alba alba, 2364 nucleotides long. Its product is annotated as B-cell differentiation antigen CD72-like. Gene Ontology annotation, molecular function: transmembrane signaling receptor activity. The record is from RefSeq and is a predicted model, not a curated record. The transcript is spliced from 6 exons. Gene Ontology annotation, cellular component: plasma membrane. Lineage: Eukaryota; Metazoa; Chordata; Aves; Passeriformes; Motacillidae. The coding region runs from base 63 to 995 and encodes 310 amino acids.
CCAGCUGCAUUUUCCCUUUCAAGCGGAGCAGAGCCCGCGGGGCCAGCGGGGACGCCCGGGGCAUGGCCCAGAGUGUGGUCUAUGCCGACCUGAAGUUUGCGGCGCGGCCCCCAUCCACCGUGCCCGACGACGACGACAGUCCGUACGAGAACGUGCCGCUGGGGCCGGUGACAGCAGCGCCCAGCGCAGGGCGCUGGACCCGGCGAUGGCGCGUCCCCACAGCGCUGCUUGUAGCCAGCCUGCUGCUGCUGCUGCUGCUGCUGGUGGCCGUCGUGGCCCUGGGGGCUUGCCACUGGCAGGUCACCCGCAGCCUGCAGGACUCCUCCCGUGAGCACAUGGCCGAGCAGGGCCGCCUGUCACAGGAGCUGAGGGCACGGGAGCAGAGCCUGGAGCAGACACAACUGGAGCUGGCAUGGGCCAGGGAAGAGCUGCAGCGAGCGUGGCGCGAGGGCAACAUCAGCCAGAUGGAGCUGAAAAGCAGGAAUGCCGAGCUGGGGCGUGCCCAGCAGGAGCUGGCUGUGUUGCAGGAGGAGAUGCAGGUGGUGCAGGGGAGGCUCAACACCAGCGAGAGGACUGUGAGCAGCCUGCGUGCCUGCAUGAACACAGAUUGCUGCCCCCGGGGCUGGGUACUCUUCAAGAGCAAGUGUCUCUACAUCUCGGUGAUAAACAAGACCUGGGAGGAGAGCAAGGAAGAUUGUGAAAGGAGAUUUGCUCAGCUGCUGGUCCAGGAUGAGUGGACACCGCUGACAGUGCCGUAUUUUGUGCAUGCGUCUAAGGCACACUACUGGAUUGGAGGAAGACCUCUUUAUGGAGAGAGGAGAUCUAUGUGGACGGACAGCAAACACCUCUCGAAACACCAUACUGACUGCUGGUCGGUAGUUAACGGGGAAAUGUGGAAUAAGCGGUGUGACAAUCCCUUGCCCUGGAUCUGUGAGAAAUCCCCAAGGCUAAACAUUGCAUCUGAGACUCAACCUCUUUUUCUGACCAAGGACUGACUGCUGCCACCCCAGCUCCAUCACUGGACUCAGGAACAGGACCCGGGUGUGCACCCUGAGAUCCUGUCCCCGGUGCAUGCUUUGCCUCAAUUGCAUCGCAAAAGUGCUGCAGAAAAGUGUCUCUAUUUUAAAACAAGGAUUAUGGAAAAUAGACCUUAUUCCCCUCUCCCAGACUCAUGCAAACACAUAUUAUACUGCUUUGUACUGUGCCCCUGCAUGUGCCUGUGUGCCUGGCCAAUGCAUCUCUGACUCGGGUCUCCAGUGCAGAGCCCACCUCCCACCUUCUUUGUUAUCCCAAGGCUGCCAGAGGUGCAGGAUCUGCUAUUUGCAUAUUUUUGGAGCUUGAGGAUGACACACUCAUGUCCUCAACCUGUCCAUUUUGGGGAGACCUGUGGAUUUACAGCCUGCCCCUUUCUCUCAGCAUUGACAGCUCUCGUCCUGCCCUUUCUUCUGACUCCAUCACCUGCCCUGGGUCCUGCCUGGAAAGGGUGCUGACAGUGGAGCUAUCACCAUGAGAAAAUGCUGGGAAGCCCAGAGACCAUAUAGGAAGUGGGGGAGUGCUGGGGAGCUUUGAGAACAUGGUGGAUGAAUGAGGAAACUCUGAAACCAUGGGAGGAAAACAAGGGCAAUGAAGAGCCCUAAAAUCGUGGGAGGUGAAUGUGGGAAUCCUGAGACCAUGGAAAGAAAGGGAGCACAGUGGAACUGCAAAUUAGGGUGGUCCUGAAAAUGUGGAGGUGCACUGAUAAGACAGUGGGACAGAGGAAGGAGCACUAGGGAGACUUGGGAACAUGGGGGAAAAGGGAGACCCCUCCCACCAAGGGGGAAAGAUCCUUAAGAAUGUGGUGGGACCUUAUCUGUCAAAGGAGGGUGAUGAGAGAAUCCAGUCCAGGCCCCAGGGUGACCCUCCCUGUUUCAGUCAGUGUUUCUGCAGAGAGGGGAAUGUGUUGGCGACCAUUCUGCUAAGCUGGACGUGAGACAGCCAGCACGGCUUCACCACAAGUCCUGCCCAACCAACCCAGCGGCCUUCUACAGUGGAGUGAUUGCAUCAGUGAACAAGGGAAGGGCUGCACGUGUCUAUCACAAAAAUCACGGCAGCCCCGGACGAGGGGAGAGAAGAAUGACACAGCAUCUGACUCUGUCUUCAGAAGGCUGAUGAAGUACUUUAUUCUGUAAAUCUACAAUUGAAUCUGCCAUGCACUCACAUGCUCACAACUGCACUCAUCCUCGUUCUUCCAUGACUCUUGCUGACUGUCCGUGACUGUCAGCAGACAGUCCAACACAGACACACUCUUGGCCCUGACAGGGCCAGGGAAGAAAACAUCCUCACUUUUGGGUAAACAAUCUCCACAUUCCAUUCUACUUUGGCACA